This is a messenger RNA of Culicoides brevitarsis, 5218 nucleotides long. RefSeq lists its product as uncharacterized. Bases 379 to 4575 code for a protein of 1398 amino acids. NCBI's taxonomy places the organism in Eukaryota, Metazoa, Arthropoda, Insecta, Diptera, Ceratopogonidae. The record is from RefSeq and is a predicted model, not a curated record. Gene Ontology annotation, biological process: protein phosphorylation. The transcript has 6 exons. Gene Ontology annotation, molecular function: protein kinase activity; ATP binding.
UAAACAUCUUCUCUCCAUGAAGAAAUAAUUAUUUUAGUUUUUAGUCGAAAAUCUCUGCUGCGUCUGUGAAAUUGAAAGGCGAUAAAUUAUGCAAAAUACGGCUGUGCUCUUGGUGAAAAAGUGUUUUUUUGGCAGAGAUCGCUAAAUUCGUGCAAGUGCGAAGGAAAAAAGAAAUUUUCACGUACGUCUACGUGAGAAUCUGUAGGGUAUUGUGUUACUCUACAUAUUAAAAUUACAUUGAAAACGACGUCGACGACAACGACGACGACGAAGAAAAGAAGAGAAAAACGGGAAAAUUGCAAAUUAGAUUGUAAUUAGAGAGAAAAUUCGAUUUCCCGUGCGAACAAGUCGACGCGAAAAACGUGAAAACGGGCGAAGAUGAAGAAAAUCUUCAAGAAAAUCGAGCCCAAAAAUGAACAAGUACUUACAAAAGAUACGAACAAUUUUGUUGGCAAGGUCUUUAGUGUCGGGAAGACGAGUGUCACUGUAGAGGAAAUUCUAGCUGAAGGUGGUUUUUCGAUCGUUUUUCUCGUGAAAACCAGCAAUGGGACUCGAUACGCCCUUAAACGGAUGUAUGUCAACAAUGAGCAUGACCUUAACAUUUGCAAACGAGAAAUACAAAUUGCUAGUAAUUUGAGCGGUCACAAAAAUAUCAUCGGAUAUGUGGAUAGCAGUAUAACGCAGCAGAAUAAUGGCGUGUACGAGGUACUUCUGCUGAUGCCAUAUUGCAAGAAUCACAUUCUCGGUAUGAUGAAUGCGCGUCUUACGACGGGCUUCACCGAGGAAGAGGUGCUCCAAAUUUUCUGUGAUGUUGCUGAUGCAGUUUCGCGCUUGCAUCACUGCCAGACCCCCAUUGUGCAUCGCGAUCUAAAGGUCGAGAACAUCCUCGUAAACGACGUGGGCAACUACGUGCUCUGUGAUUUUGGUUCUGCCACGGGAAAAGUUCUCGAUCCGCAAGUGCAUGGCGUCACGCAUGUCGAGGAAGAGAUCCAAAAGUACACGACUUUGUCUUAUCGCGCGCCCGAAAUGGUCGAUUUGUAUGCGGGGCGUAAAAUUACGACGAAAGCCGACAUCUGGGCACUCGGAUGUUUGUUGUACAAGUUGUGCUUCUUCACGUUGCCAUUCGGCGAAUCGACGCUCGCCAUCCAAAGUGGCAACUUUUCGAUACCCGACAACUCCAAAUAUUCCAAGGGCAUGCAUCAGCUGAUCCGUUACAUGUUGGAGCCGGAUCCCGAGAAGCGUCCCAACAUCUUUCAAGUGUGCGAAAUCGCUUUCAAACUCGCUGGCAAGGAAAAUCCCGUCAGAGAUUUGCACAAGUUGGCAGCUCCGGCAAUUGAAACGUUGCCCGUACCGCCAUUUGAGCACGAAACGAAACGUGCUGUUGGUCCGCCGCCCGGCAGUGCAAGCAAAACGCCCAAACAACCCGUAACGCAUGCCGUCGAACAAUCCGGGACAAGUGUUGCUCCACGUUCACGACCUAAACCAACAGCUGCUGUCAAUCUAUCGCUGGGACUUCCGCCAUCGCCAAGUCCUCGUAACAUUCUUUCGUCGCCAAUUCCCGGAAAUCAAGCAACAACAACUCAAACUUCGUCGACAACAGUUACCGAUGCGAAAGUUGAGCCCUUCAAAGCCCAAUUUGAAGAUAAUUUUCCGACAACGCCGGCGACAGUCGUUCAACAAGCAGUUGUCGCGAGUAACGAAAAGCUAGACAAUCUCUUUCAGAGCAACUAUCCGGACCCGUUUAGAGAUGAACGAACGCCAUCCGUCACGGGAAAUGUCACGAGUGGUCCAAGUAGCCAGAAAACUAGUUUGGAAUUGAUUAAUACGGGUUCAAGUGCAAACGAUCUCCUCGGAUCGCCCUCUUCAGGUUCCGGGGGACAAUUAUUGGUUGCUCCCAAAGCAGCAGGACAUCGUAGGAAUGUGAGUGACACAUCAGCGUUCAAUAAGACAUAUGCAACGGAAACAAAUCAAUUUCUCGCCCCGUAUGAUCGUUCGGAGAACACUGUCCGAAAUUUAGACAAUACAACACCUUCCGCAUUUCCGCCUGGAUCGGCGCCCCAAAUGGCAUCAUCCGUUAGCUCCGAAGUCAUUACACACACAAAUGCAGCAGCAACCAACAAUGGCAGCAACAACAACAAUAACGAAAUUACUGCAGAAAAGCCUCCGGGCAGAAAAUGGAACCCCUUUGAGGAUCCCCCAUUCGACGAAGACGUCUUAUUUGGUGCUGAAUUCGAUAAGAUUCGUCAAGAAGGAUCACAAACAAGUGACAAAUCACUAAAAACACCUCCAGAGAAGCCCGUUUCGCAAACUGUUGCAGCUGUUGCUCCCGUUACUCAACUCCCGCAAGUCCAAAAUAUCGUGCUCGACGAUACAGAUCCCUUUGGUGCAGCUCCGUUCAGUUUGCCCGCAUCUGCAGCGCAGAAAAUUUCCAACAAGAAAGCCGGAGCUGGUGCCUCAUCUGCGUCAUCGGGACAAGGACGUGGCAGCUCUACCGUUAACAAUACGCCACGCGCAUCAAUUUCAUCUGUAGCAACCGUCAAAGGCAUCCGUUUCCAAAAUUCCUCGGAUUUGUGGAUUCUCUCGCCCGAAAGUAAGAAUUUGCUUGGCACGAGCGACAAUUCGGAAGAUGUCACCUCCCUAAUUCCCGACUCUCUCGGCGUCACAUCGCAAAAAGCUGCCGGCGAAACAGGUGAGAUCAAGCUAACAAGUUCGCCGAAUUUCAUCCGGAUGCCUCUCGAGGAUCGAAAUAAAUACGAGAAAUUGCAUUCUGGCAACGAUAUAACGUCAGAUGACUCGGACUCGGAAUUCUAUCCGUCUGACGUGACAAAUACCCGAACAAUCUUCAAGCAAAUUGUCUCGAACAAUAUUCCGGAAAAAAUCUCGGCUGUUUAUCACAAAGUCGAUAAGACACAAAUUAAGUUGCCAACGGUGAAGAAAUUGCGACUUCGACAUCCGCAUCAUGGAUCCGGGGCAACUGCGACGCACAAAGAAGAGACGCAAGAGAAGAAAACUUCGAAAAAGUCCAAAAAUGAAACGACAACAGAAACGGUAAAUCCAUCGCAACAACAACGACAAAACUCCGACAGUGACGACUCGAUUGGAUCAGCGAGUGAUUUGAAAGCUGACGAGUUCGCCGAAGACGAUUUGGAUGAAGGACGUGGCGGAACGCUCAAACGUCAACCGAGCAAAAUGGACGAUUGCAUCAGCGAAAGCAUCAAAACUUGCGGUUCGAGUGCAUAUCACGCGGAAUGUGAGAGUGUUACGACGCACGAAGAUGACGUGAGUCGCGUCGUUACAAAAGUUCGCAUGAAGAAACGCGAUCGCAUGUCGGACAGCACAAACACGAUAAUCGACUCGCAGCAAUCUGCCGAAGAGGAUUUGAUUCACGGCGACAAGCCUUUGUUGCUGGAUGACGAACUGGACUACGAUUCGAGCGAAAAUACGGAUGGCAAACCGAAACGCGAGACAAAUGGCGAUUCAGAUUCCAGUCGUGAUAGCAGUGACGAUGAUGCGUUGGAUGUUUUUGCAUUAGCUCCCUUUAAGAUGCCGACAGUUCUACCGAAACGCAGUCGACAACGUGAAAAAAUCAAAUAUCGCCCGACAGCCGUUACAAUUCCCGAGGACUCGAAUUUGCUGAAUUUCGAAACUGAUGAGGGAUCGACGUCGCAAUUUGUCACGUCAACACCCAAAAAACCGACGCCAGAUUAUUUUAGCAUGGAAUCACCGAAAGAAACAUCACAACAGCAGCAGCAACAACAACAACAACCGUCUUUUUAUGUGACAACGAAUAAAGUUCCUGCACCAGCUCCUGUCUCGCGCACAUUAAUUUCACACGACGCGCCUUUGCAACACAGUCAAGUGCAAGAUUUGUUCGGUUCGGAGCCCUUUCGUCCCAUAACGACUGAGGUGCAAGGCAAAAAAGAACCUAUGGUGACUGUCAAUCAAGCGAUCGUGAUAGAUCGCAAGCCCGCAGACUUUCCAAACACAAAUUUCGAGGCGCCACACGCAAAAUACAUCAAUUACAAUCAAAUUGACACCUUGCAACAACAACCGGACAAAAUGUUACCGAUUGCCGACAACGAGUUUAUCAGCUUUUACGAUGACGAGCCCUUGGAUGACUCGGAUGACGAGACAAAUCCCGAAGACAUUGACGAUCUCAGUGGCGGCAAAAAGUCGCGCAAAGACAAAAAACACAAAGACACGAAACACAAGGAGAAAAAAUACAAAGAGGAAGGACAUCAUAGUGCACUUUCGGCAAAAUUGGCGCAAAAAGUGAAAGUUGGCACGGGAUACAAGAAAGUUUCGUCUUCGAAAUCAUCCGGAAAACCGAUUAAAAUGACGGGCGUCGAUUUGGCACAAGAUGCCUACCAAUCGCUGAACAAUCAUCAGCAUCCAUCCACAAUUACGGGGUUCAGUAACAUGAGCUUCGAGGACUUUCCGUCGGAUCAGGAGAUGAUAGCGGCACGACAAGCAAAUGCUCCGGCGCCAUUUGAGGUUGUACGGAACGAGAAAAUGCUGGCGGAAGCGGAAAAGAAAUUCGGAUCCCUCAAACGUCGCAGCAAUCCGUUCUCCUGAGGUCCAAAGUACGAUUUUAUUUAAACAGCGUUUCUAAAUUUUUAUUUUAUCUUUCUUUGAAAUAUUUUUUUCAUAUCCAAAAUAUUUUUAAGGAAAGUUUUUUUUUUGUUAUAUAAAAAUAAAUUAAUUUAUUAUUGUUACAAGUUCCGAACAAAAUUUGAAUUUUUGGAACUCUAUUACCCUCGAAAAUAAUUUAUUGAAGAAAAAUACAAACGAUAUACGUUCAAUUACUAAGGAUAAGAGAAAUAAAAAUAACUACAGACUGCAUCUUUCGAAUAAAAAAAUAUAAAUAAUAUUACAAACUACCAUAAAAUACAAAGUAAAAUGCCUCUUCACGUUUUUUAGACAUAGAAUUGUUAAAACCAAUAGAACUGAUAUUAAAUACCGCACACCUCAGAAAAUUUUUGCAGAUUGAUUCCCUCGUGUUUUGCUAUCUCAAUCUCAUACUUCAUACAAAAAAAAAUAAAUAACAAUAUAAAAUAAUAAUCUACAAGAGCUUUUUCCUAAAUAAAUAAAAAUGCUGCUCAGCUCAGUAUUUCUACAAAUGAUACGAUUACUUGUCUAAGCAACGCCUUAUGAAGUAAUUUCUUGUAACAAUAUACCAAAAAAAUAUUUGAAAUUUUUUUUCACUCGAAUUGUAUUA